AUGUCAAAUACAAAACGAUCCGAUUCCUAUUUCGAAUCAAUAAAACGAAGUGCACAUCCACUUACAACUAUGCCAUUAGUAAAAUCUAGACGAUCAGCAACAAGUGGAAAUAUUAAUCGAACAUCUGCGCAUAAUCAUAUAACAUCUAAUUUAUCUUCUAGUACAAGAUCUGCAACAAUACCAGCAAGUACAAUCAUCGAUCAUCAAGAUUUUCCAACUCAACAAGUUAUUAUGGAUAAUUAUUCAAAAAAAUUAAAUACUUCACCAAAAGUAAAACCACCACGUGAAGUUUCACUUCGUGUUAAAUUUAUUCGUCUUGGUGAAGUAAAUACAUUACAUGAAAAAUUUUAUGCUGAAGUUGUUAUUGAAGCACGAUGGUUAUAUGAUCCAGAAGCAGCUUCAUGGAAUCCAAAUCUUUAUGUUAAAAAUGCACUUGGUGAUGUUAAACAAGAAAUAGCUAGUGAAUUAGUUAAUAAUUUAGAUGAACCUAUACAUGAUAAUAAUAAUAAAGAAUAUGAUAUAAUUUAUGUUUGGGAAAUACGUAAAGUUGUUGGUACAUUUUGGGAAAAACUUGAAUUAAAUAGUUUUCCAGCUGAUGUUCAACAACUUUCAUUACAAAUUGUAACAAGAUGUCCAAUUGAAGAAUGUAUUUUAGUUGAAAAUCGUUUUCAACCAUCAAUGGUUAAUCGUGAAGCAUUUUUAGCACAACAAGAAUGGUUUCUUUAUGAACAUAUUGAAACACGUUCAACAAUAACAACAGAAGAUUUUAGUUUUCGACCUAUACGUCAAUCAACUUAUCUUGUAACUUGUUGUGUUGCUCGUCGACCUGGUUAUUUCUAUUGGAAUGUUUAUUUGCUUAUUUUUCUUAUUACACUUAUUGCUCUUACUGUCUAUGGUGUUGCACCUGAAUAUCCUCAUAGUCGUCUUCAAAUUACUGGAACACUUUUACUGACUUCUAUUAUGUUUCGUUGGUCGGUAUCUCGUCUUCUUCCACCUGUUUCUUAUUUAACUUUAUUAGAUAAAUAUACAUUAAUUUCAUUAGUUUUUAUUUCACUUAAUUCUAUAUGGCAUUCAAUAAUUGGUUUUCUUAUUCGAGAUAUGGGCAUAUCAAAAAUGAUUGAUUAUUAUGUACUUAGUUUCUUUACAAUUAUUUUUCUUGUUUAUCAUUUUUUAAUGGCAUUUAUUUUAUUUCGAGCAUUACGUAAUCGUAAAAUAAUGCUUGAAAGUGAUCGUAAAUAUGCAUCGAAAUUAGCUGGUAUGUUUGAAACAUUUGUACAAGGUCAUCAUGCUGUACAACGUUUUAAAGAUAGACAAAAUUCAAGUCAUGCAUCUUUAUUUGUUUAA
This is a messenger RNA of Rotaria sordida, 1344 nucleotides long. The record is from the annotation of a GenBank genome assembly. Lineage: Eukaryota; Metazoa; Rotifera; Eurotatoria; Philodinida; Philodinidae.